CUGGAACCAUUGGCCUGCACCAGCAGCAGCUGUAGUCCUUAUACACCCUGUCACCAAGGAAGGAAGUUAGUUAGUUACAAUCGCCACGCAGUCCACCAACUAAUUAUAUAUGUGUACCUGCCGUCCAAUCACUCUGCCACGUCCUCCCAUUUGCAAAGUUACCCCGAUCACUCACGCAUUCUAUUGGUUCUGUUGGGUGUGCGUGAGCGCAGUGAUUCCCACACGGCACGCCAAAACUAAACGCUGCCCUGUCACUCGGCAAAACUCCCAAUUCCUCAAAAUCCUGUUGUCUUUCCUCCAAUUCCAAUUCAUUCCCCGGCAGAGUCGAUGAAGAAUCAAGACGAUGCACCACCGAAAUUCGAUGAACAAGAGGUCGGAUCACCGCCCCCGGUUGUCCCAACGCGCCCACCGGCCGCUGACGUGGAGAAUCAGACCCCGUCCCAGAUCAGAACUGCUGGGACGGGGUUUGGGGUCGCGGGGAUCCUGCGACGGUGGAAGAGGGAGGACUUGUUGAGGAGAGGGUCUCUGGCUCUGAGGGGACUUGCUCUGGUUUUUUCAUUGCUGGCCUUCAUCAUCAUGGCCAGCAACAAACACGGCUAUGGGAAGAAUUUCGAUGAAUAUGAAGAAUACAGGUAUGUGUUGGCAAUAGCGAUUCUGGCGACGUUGUACACCGGGGCGCAAGCAUUCCGGCAUGCCCACGAGCUUUCCACCGGCACAGAAAUGUUUCAGCAACGGACGUCGGCGUUGGCUGACUUUAUCGGCGAUCAGAUUAUGGCUUAUCUACUGAUAUCAUCGUCAUCGUCAGCGAUUCCAUUGACGAAUAGCAUGAGAAAUUAUCAAGACAACCUAUUCACAGACGCUGCAGCAUCUGCCAUUAGCAUGGCCUUUCUUGCUUUCGUUGCUCUUGCAAUAUCAGCUCUAAUUUCCGGUCACAAAUUAUCGACUCAAUCUUACAUUUGAUAAAUUAUUACGGGCUUAAUUUCUUCGAUUUCAGGAUUUAUUGUUUGUGUGCGCCAUAUAGUUUCAUUGAUGGUCACAAAUGUGUUGUAAUUAGGAGGCACAUUAAUUCAUCUUUGAUUGGAGUUUAGAUCAUCAGGUGAUUGUCUCAGGCAUUUUCAUUAGGGUUUGUAGUGUGAAUAAUAUGAUGAGAUAUGUGUCUUGUUUAACACAUCAGUAGAAAGAUGUAUACUUUUCUUCUGUCAAAUAAGAAAGUUUUAGAAAAGGGAUUCUGCCA
Malus domestica (apple) is the source of this 1234-nucleotide messenger RNA. RefSeq names its product CASP-like protein 4B1. The record is from RefSeq and is a predicted model, not a curated record. NCBI's taxonomy places the organism in Eukaryota, Viridiplantae, Streptophyta, Magnoliopsida, Rosales, Rosaceae.